Messenger RNA from Ruditapes philippinarum (Manila clam), 3971 nucleotides. RefSeq lists its product as uncharacterized. Lineage: Eukaryota; Metazoa; Mollusca; Bivalvia; Venerida; Veneridae. The record is from RefSeq and is a predicted model, not a curated record. The transcript has 6 exons. Bases 171 to 3476 code for a protein of 1101 amino acids.
UUUUUUUUUUUUUUUUGCCCCGCAUAUUUUUUGGUGCCGCAUAUUUUUACCGAUAUCCGUUCAGUAACGGCGUGUAGUGUUCUGGUUCCCGCGCAUUAUUCGGUACCGUGUAUGGACAAUAGUGGCGCCGGGUAAAUCUCGAUUGUGUACACUUCCGAUACAAUUUUGCGAUGGCAAAACGAAAGUUAGAAGAAGACGAGUAUUUUAUCAUCUCGUCAACAGUUAUAGUUACGUACAAUACUGGAUCAAGUUUAAGUUUGUUAAAGAACCAUCUUCACGAGUACGGUUCAGACUGGACAUGGGCUGAGAUUUGUAACGACCUGUUGAAUGACGCAGAGAAUUUUUACCCGAAAAAAUCUGACAUUCUUACCGUACAUUUGAGCAACAGCCUAAAUGCUAACGAAGUUUUUAAACCAGAUGUCAAUGAAACACUAAGGGUAGUCAAAGAAUUUGAUAAAACAUUGAAAUUUGUGACAUUCAAAAUUACUAGGGACGAUGAUGGGAAUAACAACUCCGAGGCUGAGAACAACAAUAAAUCCAUAAAGUCAGCUUUUGACAUGAUGAUGCAGUCGUCAAGCGUUAAAAGACCUGCAAUGUUGAGAACGGACACUGGCAAAUUUACAGCCAAGGAUCAACUUUUCAAUGAUCUGGUGAAGGAAAUGAAUGAAUGUGGAGAUCAUUUUCCCCAAACAUUGUCCGAUUCAGCUGUAUCAAAACAGGUUAUGGUGGUUGUGAAUGCUGUAUGGUAUGUUAGCGGUAACAUGAAAACUAUAGACGACAGGGCAGAUUGCUGUUUAGAUGUAAAACACAUUCCAGCCAGGUACUUGCCUUAUGAUGGUGCUAAUGACUACAAGAAGAAAAAACAUAAAAAGCCAACUCUUUCUUCAAAGGAGCUUCUGGUGCAGAGUCAGUGCCUCUUUAGCUUAGCUUCACAAUCUAUGUCACAGAACUGGACAACAAGAGGUGACUUGGAAAUGCUAGCUGUGAGUUUUGAGUCUUAUGCUAGGUAUCUUGAAAAGUCUAAUGAAAGACAGAAACACAGACAGUCAAAGUUAACUCCACCAAGGCAGUUGGAUGUUAAUGUUUCAGUACUACAUAAUGUUAAAGCUGACAUUAUACCUGAUAAAUACAAACAGUUAGACAUGGCUAUAAAUGAGUUAGACUUAUUUCAGCCACUCUUUUUUGAUGAAAAUAUACAUGUUGCUGGUAGGUUCAAGUUUGUUAAUCGUGAUCAGCGUUUCAAGUACUUUUCUAACUUAGCUCUUUCUGUUGACACCCAUUGUCUCAGAUACGACCCUGGGGCAGGUUUAGGAUGUUUAAGUGUUCUUUGGAAAAUUCCUUUGAAUGAAUCAUCAGAAGUAAUUUUCAAGAGAGACACUGAAAUUUAUGAAAACAUGAAGCUCAAGUUCCCAGAGUAUCAUACAAGAGCUAUGAGAAAGGAGUUUUCUGAACAGUAUGGAAAUAUCUCAGGAACAAACAUUCCUCCCCAUGUAUUGCGAUCAAUUUACUCUACAUUAACAAAUGAUGCAUCCUCAGACCAGAAUCCUGAAAUAGAUCAACGUGUACGUUUGGCUAUAUUGGGAUCUGAACCUGAUCUUGUUGUUGAUCUUAGGCAUUUGAACAAAGGGCGUCCAUCAGAUACGUUUGACAUUUUUUUUGAACACUUGGAAAAUGAAAUUCAGGACUGCAUUGCUGCUGAUGAGAGAAGACGUAACAUUGAGCAUGUCUCAAAAUACUUAUCUGUUAGAGAUCUCAUUCAACAAGUUUCACAAAAGCUUCCACAAGGUACUCCUAUACCCAGUGAGUCAACUGUCUUACUUGCAUUUGUGCCAAAAAACUCUCACACAAAUGUUUCAAAAUUGUACAAAGGAAGAAUUCCAGUAAGAAUGAAAGUACAGACCAGGCAGUUAAGGGCAAGUCACCAAGAUGACCAUUUCUGUGCAGCAUUGUUCAAGUAUGCACGAAACUAUGCUGUUAACAAUAGAAGUGACUGCACAUUUGUUUGUAUGGAUGAUAAGGCCAAAGUUGAUUUUGGUGAACCAGGAAUGUUUUCUUCAUCUGGUGUAAGAGGCAAGAAAUCAAUAGUGCCAAUGAAUUCUCAGCUAAGUUGUCUCGACCAUGAUGUACAGUGCAAGGGUUCUCUUACACCAUCUGUAAUUCUCGAUGUAGAUAUACCAGAAAGUUUGUCAGAUUCAUUCUAUCAAGGACAGGUAUCGCUCACUAUGAAGGAUAGUGUUUUCCAACCUAGUACACCUUUUAGGCAUAUAACUGAGCUACAACAUGUACUUGAAAACAAAGGAGAAAAAACACCAGUCCUAUUUAUGUAUACAGAUGGUGGUCCUGACCACCGGGUGACUUAUCAUUCUGUGAAACUUUCCUUGAUAGUACUCUUCAAAAGAUUAGGCUUGGAGUUGCUUGUAGCUUUGAGAACAGCCCCAGGUCACUCUUGGGCUAAUCCAGCAGAGAGAAUCAUGUCCAUGCUGAAUAUUGCAUUUCAGAAUACAGCUUUAGCUCGAGAAGAAUCAGACACUGAUACCGAGCAUGCAUUAAAGGCUUGUGGAUCAAUGAAUGAAAUUAGGAAAAAGGCAGAAAGGGUGCAAGGUCUGAAAAAUAAGUGGAUAACAUCAGUACAGCCAGUUGUUAAUUUACUAGGGGAUCGAGCAAAGCGGAUGAUUCUUAAACAGAAACCAUUCCAUGUUCACACCGCAGCAACAGAUGAUCUUGUUGAGAUGGCUGAAGCGGAAGUAAAUCUUAUUGACCCAGUUAUCAAUAUUGGACAGUACCAACAACAGAAGUUGAAACAGGCUAAAACAUAUAAAGAAUUUCUAGAGAAGCACUGCUUAGAAAGACACUACUGUUUUCAAGUUCGCAGAUGCCAAGAUGAAGCCUGUUGCAACCCUCCAGCAACUAAACUGUGGCAAUGGUUACCUGAUCCUGUUCUUGACCAAGAUGCUCAACAUUACAAACCACUUGAAUCUGUGUUGGGUUUUGAAACAAGAGAUGAUGAUCGUCCUUCCAGUAAGAAACAGACCAUCUCUGCUGUGGCUGAAGAACAGCAGGGCUGUAAGAAUAGUCUUCUAGUGGCUCAAAAUGUAAGGAUAUGUGUUCCAUGCACUGAAUGCGAUAAACCAAGGUUUAUUUACUCCAAGAAUAAAUUGACAGCCAGGGAAACACGAUCUCUAAAACACAACCUUGAGAAAUUUGAUUACAGCUGCGGUUCAGUCAUUACAGUUGAUGGAGAUACACUGCAAGGGAGAGUGUUUGUACGACUGCAGAUGUCAUGCCAAUCUCACGUGGAGUUCCCUUACUAUGCCUCCAACAUUGGAAGACCAGAUAUUUGUGCCCACUGUGCUGAGCCAGAAGCACAGAGAAAUCCAGAACUGUUAAAAAAGUUUAGGAUUGUACUUCCAGUUUGUGAGCAAUGCAUCACUGUUCACAAGAAAGACAUUCCUCAUAGAUGUCCUAUAAAAAAAUGAAUACUCAGUGUGAACCUAAAAUGUUGGUGUAUUUACACAAUUAGGACUGUUUACUUAUCUUAAGUUUCAUAGCAGUGUUCGAAGUUUUAGUUUCUGGUUGUGUUACAUACUCAGCAUUAAGUGAAGAUAAAGCUGAAGCAGACUUUAAACUGUUGAUGUUGAUGCCUUUUGUUGAUUAUUCGUUAAUUUUGCAUAGUAUAUGUUCUGGUGUUCUAGUCAUCCUCGUAUAUUUGAAUGUUCUAGUCAUCCUCUCACAUGUUGAGUAAAUGUUUAAAUUUGCUUUUGUUACAUGUAUUUUUGUUAAAAGAACUAUACUUCUUGUAUUGACUAAAUGGAAGAUAUAUAUGAAACUGAAAUAAAAAGUAAAAUGUAUCUAUUUUAAAACAUUUAUUUGCAUUUUAUCAAAUAGUCUUCUCACAGACAAAAUUUAACCAAAAACAUUUUAAUAUGUAUUUAAAAAAAAAAAAAAAAAAAUCCCUACCUACCUACCCAACU